Messenger RNA from Bombina bombina (fire-bellied toad), 2634 nucleotides. RefSeq names its product heat shock 70 kDa protein. Gene Ontology annotation, biological process: cellular response to unfolded protein; protein refolding. Gene Ontology annotation, cellular component: vesicle; cytoplasm; blood microparticle. Lineage: Eukaryota; Metazoa; Chordata; Amphibia; Anura; Bombinatoridae. Gene Ontology annotation, molecular function: ATP-dependent protein folding chaperone; ATP binding; ubiquitin protein ligase binding. Bases 180 to 2111 code for a protein of 643 amino acids. The transcript has a single exon. The record is from RefSeq and is a predicted model, not a curated record.
UUAUUAUCCCAUAGAAAGCUCGUGAAGUUUCCAGCAGUUACUAUAGCGACGUCUGGACUAUAUAAAUAAAGCUACUCGGAACCGUAAGAAAGGUAGUCCAAUAGAGCAGGCGAGUGAAGCUACUGCUAAAGAAGACUUAUCUGACACGACACCGAUCUUGGUUCCAGCUAUUCCCUAAGAUGUCCGGAAAGUCCGUAGCGAUCGGCAUUGACCUGGGUACCACCUACUCCUGCGUCGGUGUCUUUCAGCAUGGCAAAGUGGAGAUCAUCGCUAACGACCAGGGGAACCGCACCACUCCCAGCUAUGUAGCCUUCACAGACACCGAGAGGCUGAUCGGUGAUGCUGCCAAAAAUCAGGUAGCCCUUAACCCUCAGAAUACCGUCUUUGAUGCAAAGAGGCUGAUUGGCAGAAAAUAUGACGAACCCGUGGUGCAGUCAGACAUGAAGCAUUGGCCCUUUAGAGUUGUAAGUGAUGGAGGGAAGCCUAAAAUGAAGGUAGAAUACAAAGGAGAAGAGAAGUGCUUCUCUCCUGAAGAGAUCUCCUCUAUGGUACUAACAAAGAUGAAGGAGACUGCUGAAGCCUAUUUGGGAUUUCCUGUAACCAAUGCAGUAAUUACUGUACCAGCCUACUUCAAUGAUUCACAGAGACAGGCUACCAAGGAUGCUGGUGUUAUUGCUGGAUUGAAUGUACUGAGAAUUAUUAAUGAACCAACUGCAGCUGCCAUUGCUUAUGGACUUGAUAAGAGUUCCAGAGGAGAACAUAAUGUUCUGAUUUUUGACCUGGGAGGUGGUACCUUUGAUGUCUCCAUUCUCACCAUUGAUGAUGGCAUCUUUGAGGUUAAAGCCACAGCUGGAGACACCCACCUGGGAGGUGAAGAUUUUGAUAACCGUAUGGUGAACCACUUUGUAGAGGAAUUCAAACGUAAGCACAAGAAAGACAUGUCCCAAAACAAGAGAGCAGUCAGAAGAUUGAGAACAGCCUGUGAGAGAGCAAAGCGUACUCUAUCUUCCAGCACCCAAGCCAGUCUAGAGAUUGACUCACUAUACGAAGGUAUUGACUUUUACACCUCUAUCACCAGGGCUCGCUUUGAAGAACUAUGCUCAGAUCUUUUUAGAGGUACUCUGGAGCCUGUGGAGAAAUCAUUAAGAGAUGCCAAACUGGAUAAGGCACAGAUCCACGACAUUGUCCUGGUAGGAGGAUCCACUCGCAUUCCUAAGGUCCAGAAGUUGCUCCAAGAUUUCUUUAAUGGACGAGAACUUAACAAGAGCAUCAAUCCAGAUGAAGCUGUAGCCUAUGGUGCCGCUGUGCAGGCUGCGAUUCUGAUGGGUGACAAGUCUGAGAAUGUACAAGACCUGCUUUUGUUAGAUGUAGCACCACUGUCCCUUGGCUUGGAGACUGCUGGAGGUGUAAUGACUGUUCUGAUCAAGCGCAACACAACCAUUCCAACCAAGCAAACUCAGAUAUUCACCACCUACUCAGACAACCAGCCUGGAGUCCUCAUCCAGGUUUAUGAGGGAGAGAGGGCCAUGACCAAAGACAAUAAUCUUUUGGGCAAGUUUGACCUCAGUGGUAUUCCCCCAGCUCCCCGUGGUGUGCCACAGAUUGAAGUGACAUUUGAUAUAGAUGCUAAUGGAAUCCUCAAUGUCUCUGCUGUUGACAAGAGUUCAGGCAAGCAGAACAAAAUUACUAUUACCAAUGACAAGGGCCGUCUAAGCAAAGAGGAAAUUGAAAAGAUGGUACAAGAGGCAGAUAAAUAUAAAGCAGAUGAUGAAGCUCAGCGAGAGAAAAUUGCAGCUAAAAACUCGUUGGAGUCCUAUGCCUUUAACAUGAAAAGUACAGUGGAGGAUGAUCAGCUUAAGGGCAAGAUCAGUGACAGUGAUAAGAAAACCAUUCUGGACAAAUGCAAUGACAUCAUCUCUUGGAUAGAAAGUAACCAACUAGCAGAGAAGGAGGAAUAUAAUCACCAACAGAAAGAGCUGGAAAAGGUGUGCAAUCCCAUCAUCACAAAACUGUAUCAGGGAGGGAUGCCAGGGGGCAUGCCCGGAGGAAUGCCAGGUGCCAGCUCUGGUGCCCAAUCUAAGCCAGGCCCCACCAUUGAAGAGGUUGAUUAAAGUGCAUUUUUUUGCCACUGUAAAAUACCAAGACGAAUGCAUGUUGGACAAUUUAUAAUUUGGCUUUUAGCUGCUUAAAAUGCAUUGGAUUAAAAAAAAUGCUUAUCUAUGUGCCAAGUUAUCUGAUACUGGUUGCUAUUAUUUUAGAUAUGUUAAGUUUGUUAAUGGAAUAAGACAAAGUGUGCUUAAACAGGCACAGGAUUUAGUAUUUGUUACAAAUAAAAUAAUAGUAUUGUAUUUCAGACUAAAGGUCUAGAUGGCAUUUCAUCUGUAAACUUUACUGGAAGGAGUUAACAUUUUCACAACCUUAUUAAAAAGUCAUUUUUGCUAUUGCUACCAGGUGUAAAGUUUGCAUAUUGAAUGUGAUCCAGCACUUUGUCUGCAGGUGUAUUUAAUACCAAAAAUGUGUGUUUGUUUUUUACAUUCUUAUAUAAAGAAUUAGAAUUCAUAAAUGGAAGAUAAACAUUAAUGGUGCACUUCAGGAAAUUAGUGCAGCAUUGAAUACAACCCACAAAGUGCAUUU